Funneliformis mosseae is the source of this 810-nucleotide messenger RNA. NCBI's taxonomy places the organism in Eukaryota, Fungi, Glomeromycota, Glomeromycetes, Glomerales, Glomeraceae. The record is from the annotation of a GenBank genome assembly.
AUGAACAUUUUACCACAUAAAAGUUAUCACGUAUACAACCUUAAAAACAAAGAACGUGUACGAAAGGAUGAAGAAAAAGCAAAACAAGAGGAAGAAGCAAGAGGAGAAAGAGCUAACAUUGCACGUGCAAAGCAACGUCAAGCUGUAACUGGAGAGAAUAAGGAUGAGCCACCGGAAGAAACGUCUAACCAGAAUACUGAUCCGAUUCAAAAUCAUAUCAAUUUUUGGGCUGAUCUCGAAAAGGAGUCAUUAGCAGUUGUAUCAACAAACCCAGAAUACGAAGCAGAAAAAAGAGCAAAAGAAAAAAAAUGGGAGAAACAAUUUACAAUGUAUCUAGGAGAUGUGGUCAAAGAACAAAGGCCAUGGUAUACGCGAGUAGAAAGUGAAUUUGAAAAACAAUACAAGGAAGAGCAAAUAAAUGGGUCCAAAGUUGAGGGUUCCGUAUCUAUUUAUGAUCCAUUGUUAAUAAUGAAAUCAAAAUUAGAUACGAGGUCAAAAAAGAAAAAUAAAGUUGAUACGCGUGAGAAACGCGAUCGAUCAUAUAAUAAAGGUAAAGAAAGUAAUUCAGAAUCGUCUUCACCGUCAUCAAUAGAAAAGUUACGUUCUGAAAGGUUAGCAAGAGAGAAAAAAGAACGUUUGCGAGUUCAGAAACUUCUUAAUCCUCACAUGGUAAACGAAUCUGAACCUACUGGUAGAUAUCAUUCUCAAUUCAAUCCCAAUGCUACUAAAGCAGCUCAUGAAUUAUCAGAGCAAUCUAGUUCAGAUAGAUACAAUAAUCGAUAUCGUUCAAGAAGAUAUAAACCAUAUUAA